CACAGCACAGCACAGCACAGCACAGCACAGCACAGCACAGCACAGCACAGCACAGCACAGCACAGCACAGCACAGCACAGCACAGCGCAGCACAGCGCAGCACAGCACAUACGAACACAGCAUCCCGUCCCGUCCCUGCCCACCCUUGCCGUGCCCGUUGGCGUGCCGCGUGGGUGCGCUUCGUGGUUGCGUUUGCUAGGCAGAGACCGAGAAAGAGAGAGAGAAAAACAAAAAGGAGAUUUGCUGUAGGUAUCUGGAAGGCGAGGUAGAAAGGCCUCCUCGUGGCCCCGUCCCCGUGGUGGGGUGGGGCACAGCACAGCAGCAACAGCAACAGCACCACCACCUACCGACUCCUGCAAUCACGCAAAGCUCCAGACCCGUGCAGAGGGUGCAGUUUGCAGUGUUCAGUGUGCAGUGUGCAGCGCAGUGAGGUGCAGCAGGCAGGCAGGCCCUUUUUUCUCCAGGUGGCUGAUGAUGUGCUCAAGGCAGGCGCCGCUCGCCUGGGCUGGCCUGCUCGCCUGGCGACGCCUCGGUCUGUCUUUUCCCAUCCGUGUUUCCCCUCUCGCUCUCGCUCUCGCUCGCUCUCCUCCCAUCACAUCUCCCCUGCUCCUCCCCCCUUGCGACGAUCCCCCGAUGACGUGGCGGCUAGGGCCGUUCGGCUGCCGCUGGGGGCAUGUUCAACAGCCAGCCAUUAGUGAGUGAGGGACGAGUGUGUGGUGUUUGGUUAUUGUUUUUGCCCCAACUAAACUGCCAGCGAGGUCCCCCUCUUCCGGUCACUCCAGAGGCCGAAUUUGCCACCCGGUCAUCCUUUUCAUGUCGAGUCCAUAGGCAUGUAGUCACAAGAGUAAAGAGAACUGA
Lasiosphaeria miniovina is the source of this 858-nucleotide messenger RNA. RefSeq lists its product as uncharacterized. The transcript has a single exon. The record is from RefSeq and is a predicted model, not a curated record. Bases 472 to 702 code for a protein of 76 amino acids. Lineage: Eukaryota; Fungi; Ascomycota; Sordariomycetes; Sordariales; Lasiosphaeriaceae.